CGUAGAAACAGGAAGUAAAAGACAAGCUCCAACAAAACAAAAACACAUUGGAACGAAAUUAUCUCCAAUUCAUAUUUGCCUCGAAAUGGACAGUGAAAACCUAAUGUCAAUGAGCAACAAUUCACGCUGCGUACUUUUUAACACUCAUCCAGACGACUAUCGAUGCGUGGUGAUUUUAACCGUAAAACGAGCCACAGGAACCUUCUCCCUAGUAGGAUGCCUUUUCAUGCUGUUUGUGAUCUGGCUGCUUCGCAGGUAUCACUCUUUGGCUCAGAAGAUGAUUCUCAGCCUGACUGUAGCUGCCUUCUUUGACAGUGUUGCAUAUGUCAUGGGUGAGUCACAUCCAGAGGGAUCGCUUUGCAACUUUCAGGCCUGGUGGCUAACGUACUUUGACUGGAGUGCCUUGGCCUGGGUUUGCCUCAUCACACUGAACCUGUACCUCAACCUGGUCAGAGAAGUCAGCACCAGCCGAUACGAGAUGUUGUACCAUCUGAUGGCGUGGGGGGUGCCUCUGGUCAUGGCCUCCUUGCCGCUGCUAAAGGGCUACUAUGGUCCCGCGGGGGGCUGGUGCUGGAUCACAGACGAUCACGUAGCCUGGAGAUUUGGGAUAUGGUACGUGCCUCUGUUCAGCCUCAUCUUCCUGAUGAUCUGCUGCUACGCCAGGAUCAUCUGUGUGGCCAAUGAGAGGAUGCAGUCAUGGCUGGGAACCUUCAACCCAGAGAGAGAGAGGCGAAAGGUUUCCUUGGCGGAGGAGAUCAAGCCGCUGAAGUGGUACCCCUCCGUUUACCUGCUGGUGUCUAUCUUUCCCCUCAUCAACAGGCUCCAUAAUGCAUUCUACCCAAAGGAUCCAUCCUUCUCGCUCACCCUGUUGCAUGUCCUGUCGGCGCCGCUCCACGGUUUGGCCAAUGCCUUCGUCUUUGGCCUGGAUAGGGACUGGUGGAGCCUAGUGAGCCCAACUGGAAUGCAGCUGGCUCUGCAGUCGCGGCUGUGUGACAGGACGCGGAUCGGAGAGUACCACCCCGGGGCGGUGCGCUACACCCAGGCUGACCUGGUCGACCUCAGCGAUGACGACGACGAUGACACCAACGUGCUCUUCUACUCCCCUGACAUGACCCUGAAAGACAGAGGGCCCUAAGGGAGCGCUGGAGAGAAGGAGAGACGGGGGAAGAGAGGGAGCGACAAACGAGCUGAAGGAAAGGAAAACAAAGGAGGGUCAGAGCCAGGGAGAAACGCAGCGGAUUAGAAACUGAGGAGUAACAGGAGGUAGGGAGGGAAUGGAAGGGAAGAUUGGGGGGACAGUCAGGCAGAUAGAAGCCGGAGAUGAGCUGUCAGGUUCCAUUAUUAAUCCCCAUCCUUUACUAUUUAAUAUCCUAAAGACACACACACACACACACACACGCACACAGUGAGAAGAGCUGCAGCUCCCUGCAAUGCCGCCAUCAGAGAGGAGCAAGAAAAGAGCAGAUCUAAAGACCCUCCUAAUGUUAAAGGCAUCUGCUGCAUCCCGAAGGUCUUAAAAUGAUUUCCCUCUCUGCACUGCCUUGUUGUUUCCUGCUCUCUGCAGCGUUUUUUUUGGCAACCCGCAAAAAUGAAAGGAGGAAAAAAGAACAACAUAAAGCACCGCUGAAAGACAAUCAUAACAAGGUGUUAGUUUAGCAUUCGCAGCAAUUACCUUUUUUCACUUCUCUGCAGGGGACGGGGUGAAGAGCAGGCUUUUUAAAACGCACCCAGUGUGUUAGAUGUGAAAGCUUUUACAUCCAUGCUGAGAUUGAUCUCGGUACUGAACGGUGAGUUUCUGAUAGGGGAUGUGGGCUAGGGCGGAAAUACAGGAGGGGGUUUUAGAAACAGCGAAGAUGACUAGGCAGGGCAAGUGGAGUCCCAGCUCGCGAGUGUCUCUUGCAGUGAAUCUCCUCCCUCAGACAGUAUUUGUUUUUCUCUUUGCAUAUGGUAUUACUGUUGUUGCGACUUUCGCAGCGUAUUCCUUUAAGGAAAACUGUUUUGUAUUUUUUUUUAUAUAUAUAAAACACUAUGCGUGUAUGUUUUUGUAUUUAUAACAGAUCAAUGCACUGUAUAUAUUUAAGUGUACACUAUAUUUUUGUACGUGCCUUGGACUGGGAUGUGAAGAAAAUGCUUCUGCUGGUCUCACAUGACGGUCGAGCGUAUAGAGCCUUAUGAAUAGCUGAACGACAAUGUAUUAGUCAGACGUACUCCCGCACGCACACACACACACACACACACACACACACACACACACACACACACACACUCUUUUCUAAGGUCCCUGUCAAAACAGGUUGGAAAAGAUGGCACACACUCGACACCCAUGGCAUGGCAACAGCCUUUGGUGGUUCAUCAUUUCAUGGCCACUGCCGGUGGUGCUGAGGGGACGUGGCUGAGGUGUGAUUGGCAGGAUAAUAGAGUCACUUCAUAUUCAACCUCAGCCCCUUCGGUUUUUCCCCCAUAUCUGGCUGGUUUCAUCACUGUCGGUGCCGCGCUGCCAGCUGUCAGCCGCCUCUCUGACAAGUUGAACUAAUGAACCGACACUUGACCCUUUUUACCCUUGAGUUGUUGAACUUUUCUGCUGGGCGUCAGUGACACCAGAGUGCAACUUUUCAGUUCACAGAGCGCCACCACGUAGUACACACACACACACACACACACACACACUCUUACACUGUGCCCCUGCCCCU
This is a messenger RNA of Acanthopagrus latus (yellowfin seabream), 2690 nucleotides long. Its product is annotated as cyclic AMP receptor-like protein A. The coding region runs from base 86 to 1135 and encodes 349 amino acids. The transcript has 13 exons. Gene Ontology annotation, cellular component: plasma membrane. The record is from RefSeq and is a predicted model, not a curated record. Gene Ontology annotation, molecular function: cAMP binding; G protein-coupled receptor activity. Gene Ontology annotation, biological process: cell surface receptor signaling pathway; adenylate cyclase-activating G protein-coupled receptor signaling pathway. Lineage: Eukaryota; Metazoa; Chordata; Actinopteri; Spariformes; Sparidae.